Cordyceps fumosorosea ARSEF 2679 is the source of this 1233-nucleotide messenger RNA. Its product is annotated as Fungal transcriptional regulatory protein. Bases 1 to 1233 code for a protein of 410 amino acids. Lineage: Eukaryota; Fungi; Ascomycota; Sordariomycetes; Hypocreales; Cordycipitaceae. The record is from RefSeq and is a predicted model, not a curated record. The transcript has a single exon.
AUGUACACACUACGACCACUUGCGUCCUGGCACUAUUUUCUGCACGCAUCGAUCUUCUUUCAAGUCCAUCUUCGAAUGACGCAUGGCACUGAGGGCAACUUUGAAGAAGCUCUCAAUACCCCGUCUAGCCUCUCUAGCCCUACCACACGAAAGAUUAAGCGUCUUGAGCAGAGCCUUUACUGGUCUGCAUUCAAGUCUGAGUGCGAAUUUCGCGUCGAGCUCCCUCUCCAACAGUCUGAAAUCAGUCUCACCGAGUAUCCCGAUCUGUUCCCCUCACCUCCUUCACCAAUACCAGAUAAUUCUAGCGAUUCCACAGCCACAGACGGGCAUACUUUCGCAAACGAAGAAGAACUAGAGCUUCGGCGGCAUGCGGUGCGGCUCUGCAGCGAGGAAGAGAGCUGGUAUUAUUAUUUGACGGAAAUUGCACUGCGGCGCAUCAGCAACCGCAUCGUCAACACCUUCUUCCGUCACGGACGAUCAGCAUGGAUCACAAACUUGAAGCCGUCGCUACGAAUGGCCAAGGAGUUCGAAGCGCAAGUUUCCUCUUGGUCGGCAUACUUGCCGCCAGCCAUUAAACACUAUGAGACUACUUCGGUAAUUCGUGCGCCACAUGAAGGAACUUCAAAUUCUGUUACACAGGAGCUCAGUUGGGCAAUUGACAACAGACUGUUAGAAAUGCAGACGUGGCUGUAUCAACCAUUUCUGUUUUACUUCAUUCAUGUUGCUAAGCCAAACCUACUACGUCGCAUGACAUCGUCCAAAAACACCGAGUCCAGCAUCAACAAUCUUCUCAACUCACCAAUAGCCACCCCGCUUGGCAUGGAAAGGGUUGAUGCUGUCGGAGCCCUACCAAAGCUCGACGAUGAGGAGGUAGAGCUCCUUCAUUCUAUGGUCGCUUCUGGCAUUGAAUGCUGCUUGAAAACAAUUGACGUGCGAGCCAGGGGCCAUCGCCACCAUGGUCUCUGGUAUGACCUGCGCAGCAUCAUGACGGCGUCCCUGAUUUUGCUUGCCAUCAUCAAGAGUGGUCAGGACGCCUGGAUUCCUGGUGGUGUGGACACUGUAUGGGGCGCAAGUCAAGGGCAGUACUGGACUGGGAGUCCAGACCAAAUUGGGGGCAAGAUUGGAAAGGUGCUGACACAGUUCGAAUUCUGGGCGGACGAGUCGCCAGAUCUAGUUGGGUACAAGGACAUAUUGGUGCAGCUUGUCCGUGAGAUCCGUGGAAGCUCCUCGUGA